Molecule: messenger RNA, 3403 nt
Organism: Dama dama (fallow deer)
Lineage: Eukaryota; Metazoa; Chordata; Mammalia; Artiodactyla; Cervidae
Gene: EXTL1
Product: exostosin like glycosyltransferase 1
Exons: 11
Coding region: 206-2236 (676 amino acids)
Cellular component (GO): membrane
Molecular function (GO): glycosyltransferase activity
Source: RefSeq, a predicted model, not a curated record
CACAAGAAGGCAGGGCCAGAGAGCGGGGUCCUCCCUGGCCAGUGACUUGUGACUUGCUGUUGGAUCUUGCUCUCCAUAGGCCUCAGUCUUCCCAUCUGUACAAUGAGGGCGCUGACCUAGAAGGUGGAUCCCCAUCCCAGAGGCGCCCCCCCCUCUGAAUCCCUGGCUUCCCCUGCUUCCUGCAGCCCUGGCUGUGGGUGGCCACAUGCAGUCAUGGAGAAGAAAGUCCCUCUGGCUGGCCCUGUCGGCUUCCUGGCUCCUCAUCCUGCUAAGACUCUUCCCACUUCUCCGCCUGAAAGAGCCCGCCAGACGCCAGGCAGGGGCCCCCCAAGGCUGGCCCCGCUGGCUGGACACAGAGCUCCUGCAGAGUUUCUCCCAGCCUGGGGAGCUCCUAGAAGAUGGCCUUCAACCUCCUCAGGCCCCCCGUGGCAGCAGCUGCACCCGGGGAGCUUGCUUUGAUGCCUCGAGGUGCAGAGGUGGUGGCCUCAAGGUGUUCGUGUACCCGGCGGUCGGACCCAGCUCUGAGACUCCACGCAAGGUCCUGACUUCCAUCGAGGGCUCCCGCUACCACACAGCCAGCGCUGCGGAGGCCUGCCUCCUCGUCCUCGUCCUCAGCCCCGACACCCCUGCGGGAGAGUGCCACCCGGUGCCCCCGCAGUGGGAUGGAGGCAAGAACCAUCUGGUCCUCAGUCUCCAUCCCGCCCCUUGCCUCCGGAUCUUCCAGCUGGGACAGGCGAUGGUGGCCGAGGCCAGCCCUACGGUGGACACCUUCCGGCCCGGCUUUGACGUGGCCCUCCCGCUUCUCCCCGAAGCCCACCCUUUGCGAGGGGGGGCCCUUGGCCAGCUGCGGCAGCACAGCCCCCUCCCUGGGGUGGCCCUGAUAGCCGUGGCAGAAGAGAGGGGCGGGUGGCGCACGGCGGGCACCAACUUCUCUGCCUGCCCCUGGGAUGGGCGCUGUGAGCAGGACCAUGGACCCAAGCAGACCCACCCAGGGACGACGCUACCCAACGCCACCUUCUGCCUCAUCCCUGGUCGCAGUCCUGAUGCCUUGCACUUCCUUCAAGCCCUGCAGGCUGGCUGCAUUCCUGUGCUUCUCAGCCCUCGCUGGGAGCUGCCCUUCUCAGAGGUCAUCGAUUGGACCAAGGCGGCUGUUGUAGCUGAUGAGAGGCUCCCACUUCAGGUCCUGGCUGCCCUCCAGGAGAUGCCCCUCACACGGGUCCUUGCCCUGCGUCAGCAGGCCCAGUUUCUGUGGGAUGCGUACUUCUCCUCCAUGGAGAAAGUCAUCCACACCACUCUGGAGAUUAUUCAGGACCGGAUCUCUGGAGCAUCUGCUCACCCCUCGCUCCUGUGGAACAGCCCCCCAGGGGCACUCCUGGCCCUGUCCACUUUCUCCACAAGCCCCUCGGACUUUCCCUUCUACCACCUACAACAGGGCUCUCGUCCUCUGGGCACGUUCAGUGCCCUGAUUUGGGUGGGGGCUCCAGACCAGCCCCCGCUGAAGCUCAUCCAGGCGGUGGCAGGCGCCCAGCACUGUGCCCAGAUCUUGGUUCUCUGGAGCAGUAAGAAGCCACCCCCACCCAGGUGGCCUGAGACAGCAGUGCCCUUGACAGUCCUUGAUGGGCACAGGAAGGCCAGUGACCGCUUCAUCCCAUACAGCGCCAUCAGCACCGAUGCCAUCCUGAGCCUGGACGCCCACAGCAGUAUCUCCACAAGUGAGGUGGACUUCGCUUUCAUGGUAUGGCAGAGCUUCCCGGAGCGGAUGGUCGGCUUUCUCACCUGGAGCCACUUCUGGGAUGAGGCCCAGGGGGGCUGGGGCUACACUAGCGAGAGGGCCAAUGAAUUCUCCAUGGUUCUCACCUCAGCUGCCUUCUACCACAGGUAUUACCACACCCUCUUCACCCACUCCCUGCCCAAGGCUCUGAGGACCCUGGCAGAUGAGUCACCCCGCUGUGUGGAUGUCCUGAUGAACUUUCUAGUAGCAGCUGUCACCAAGUUGCCGCCUAUCAAGGUGCCCUAUGGGCCGUGGCAUCAGGAGGCCAGGCCUCCUCCACUGGUGCCUGGGAGUCCGUGGCUCAGAGUGGAGCCUCAGCCGGCCGCCCAGGACUGCAUCAACCGGAUGGCGGCAGGGUUCGGCCACAUGCCCCUGGUGUCCUCCCGCCUCCGUCUAGACCCAGUGCUCUUCAAGGACCCGGUGUCCGUGCUGCGUAAGAAGUAUCGCAGCCUGGAGAAGCCAUAGAAGGAACCAACCAGCUGAGACCCUGGCCCCGCUCCCAGGGGGCGCUGUAACCUGCCCGGGGUUGGGGAUGGGCAUUGGAGCUGCAGCCCCAUCCCCUGGGAUAUUUGGAGACCCAAUCCAGGCUGCCAGUGAGCCCAACACGGCAGAUCCCUAUUGGCCAGCGACAGCAUCGCCCCACUCUCCCGCCCAGGGGCAGUUCCCACGUGCUUGGCGCUACCUCUGUCGCCUGGCCUCUGCCUUCGCAGACCGUUUACCUGCAAUGCCUUUCUCGGCUUUUCUGCCGAGCUAACAGCUGCUUCUCUUUCAGGUCCUCGCCUCCUCCACGAACCUGCCUGACCCCCACCCCCGCCCCGAUCCUCAGCGCUUCCGCAGCUGGUGUGUCCCUAGUCCCCUUAUUCGUGCUGCCUUGAAAAGGUACACUGUCAGGCUCCCAGGCCUGACCCGGGAGCCCCGGGAGGGCAGGGCCAUGGCCUCUUCUCUCUGGCCUGGCAGGUACGCCACAAAUAUUUGACGAUCAGAUGGACAUCAGCUACGUGCCUGGGCCCUGUGCCCAGUGGGCGGGGGCGUGGACAAGGUGUGUGGAGUGAACUCCACGCCUACAGCCUGGAAGGCAUCUUUGCCGCAGGUUCCUGGCUUGCCGGGCGCAAUCCUCGAGCCCCAGGGAUGAAGCAAAGACGCGCCGGGGAGCCAGUUUCAGGGCUUCCUUCGCGACCGGGCGGAGCAAAAUUGGGAGGGGAGGGGAUGGGAACGCCGGUGGCCCCUCGGCUCAGGCACUGCUGUCGUCCCGCACUACCAGCCUCGUCCAUUAGAGGUCAGCACCGAGCCGCACUCCCUCCUCUGGGACCGAGAAUGAAAGUCGCUCAGUCGUGUCCGACUCUUUGCGACCGCAUGGACUACAGUCCAUGGAAUUCUCCAGGCCAGAAUACUGGAGUGGGUAGCCUUUCCCUUCUCCAGGGGAAUCUUCCCAACCCAGGGAUCGAACCCAGGUCUCCUGCAUUGCAGGCGGAUCCAAGACCGAGAAGGGAGUUCUAAACGCCCACAGGGUGGGAUUAGCGGGCUCGGGGUCUUGGGGGUUGGUGGUGCCCAGUUUGACGUCUGAAAACUGGUUUGGCCCACACACUUGGAACUAAGAAGGGGGCCGUUUUUAGGUGGGCUGAGGGGGUAGCA